Molecule: messenger RNA, 2349 nt
Organism: Elaeis guineensis (African oil palm)
Lineage: Eukaryota; Viridiplantae; Streptophyta; Magnoliopsida; Arecales; Arecaceae
Product: protein MICRORCHIDIA 2
Cellular component (GO): nucleus
Molecular function (GO): ATP hydrolysis activity
Source: RefSeq, a predicted model, not a curated record
CCCACGGUCUCUCCCGUUCCGUCCGUUCCCAAACACCUCCACCCGAUACCCCUUGGAAAACCCAACUCUCGAUUCGCCCUCGCCAUUGCCUGGCGACCCCAGCGAUCAAGGCCUUCGUCGAUUCCCCAGCCCAUGGCGUCGAUGCCUGCCAGCGGUCCCGCGGCCGCCUGCGACGAGGAAGUGCUGGUUCUUGAAGCGGAGGAGGGUGGCGGGGGAUCGUCUUGGCGAGCCGAACCGCCGUUGGCCCUCACGGCGGUGGAAGAACAGCAGGAUUACCGCGCCCUCGAGUGCCGCUGCUUCUGGAAAGCGGGGUCCUACGAAGUCCCCUCCAGACCCUCUCAAACCUCUCAUGGUUUGCUGGAAUCAUCUGAUUUCGACCGUGCACGCGUGCAUCCGAAGUUCCUGCACACCAACGCCACGUCGCAUAAAUGGGCUUUUGGAGCUAUAGCUGAACUUCUUGACAAUGCCGUUGAUGAGAUUUGCAAUGGUGCAACGUUUGUGAAGGUGGAUAAGAUAAACAAUUUGAAAGAUAAUAGUCCUAUGUUGCUUUUUCAAGAUGAUGGAGGGGGGAUGGAUCCAGAAGGUAUAAGGCAAUGCAUGAGCCUGGGGUUUUCAUCCAAGAAGUCAAAGACCACCAUUGGCCAAUAUGGGAAUGGGUUCAAGACAAGUACUAUGCGGUUAGGUGCUGAUGCAAUUGUGUUCAGUCGUGCAUGUCGUGGAAGCCAUGUUACAAUGAGUAUUGGUCUGCUAUCAUAUACAUUUUUAAGAAGAACAAUGAAGGAUGACAUAAUUGUCCCAAUGCUUGAUUUUCAAAUUAUUAAAGACCAGAUAGUACCGGUGAUAUACAGUUCACAGGAUGAUUGGGAAAAUAGCUUGAAAAUAAUUCUUGAUUGGUCUCCCUUUUCUUCAAAGGAGGAACUGCUGCUACAGUUUGAGGAUCUUGGGUCUAAUGGAACCAAAGUUUUUAUAUAUAAUCUAUGGAUGAAUGAUGACGGCCUUUUGGAGUUGGACUUUGAUGAUAAUGAUGAGGACAUAUUGCUGAGAGAUCAAGCCACCAGUGGAGGCUUUUCAAAAUUUCAUAAAGAAAUAGUGCAAUCACAUAUUUCUUAUACCCUUAGAUAUUCUUUGCGGGCAUAUGCUUCCAUUCUCUAUCUCAGAAAAUUCUCAAAUUUCCAAAUUAUAUUGAGAGGAAAACCUGUGGAGCAACUAAACAUUGUAGAUGAGUUGAAAUUUAAGAAAACAGUGACUUACAAACCUCAAGUUGCAGCUGACUCACCAGAUGUGGUGGUGAGAACUAUCAUUGGCUUUGCAAAGGAAGCACCAGUUCUUGGCAUUUUUGGCUUAAAUGUCUAUCAUAAAAAUCGUCUUAUCAUGCCAUUCUGGAAGGUGGUUCAAGAGGGUUCUAGUCGAGGAAGAAGUGUUGUUGGAGUUCUUGAGGCAAAUUUUAUUGAGCCUGCUCAUGACAAACAGGACUUUGAAAGGACACCAUUAUUUAUUAGAUUGGAAACAAAGCUUAGGCAAAUAGUCCUUGAUUACUGGAAAAAUAAUUGUCAUCUGAUUGGGUAUCAGUCUUCAAAUGCCGACAUACGUGUUAAACAGAAAGGAUCUGAUAAACAUUCUCAAGGGGUUGCACGAAGCAUGCAGCAGAAAACAACUGCUGGUGAACAUGUAAUAGGGCUCUCAGCCAAUGUGCAGCAGGGGUUACGAGCCAAGGAGCCAGUUAUUGGACUCCCAGCUGAUUUUCAGGACCAGCCAGCCGAGUCUAUAAUUGGACUAGCUGCUGGUUCUUCUGCACUGCCUUCUGUUCAAGCUCAUGCUCAGCAUCCUAUUGUGGAGCUAUCUGAUUUGAUUGAGGAUUGUGAAGAAAUCAAAUCAAUGGAUAUUCUGGAUUCGACAUUGAUUGAGAAGCUGAGUGAAGAGAACUUAAAGUUGUUCAUGAGGCGUGAAGAGCUCCAGCGCAGUGAGGCACAGCUUAAACAAACAAUUGAAGAACUGGACUGCGAAUUGAAGGAAGCCAGACAGAAAUGUUCUCAGCUUGCUGCCAUUGUAGAACUGCGAAGGAAGCAGCAGGUGACCAUGAAGCUUUGACAACAAAGAAGAUCCACGGGUAUUUGGGAUGCUCAGGUUAUUGUCAAAGUAUAUAUGUGAAAGAGAUUUCGAUAACUUUUUUCUUUAUUGAUUGCAAACCAUCAUCAUUUCAAAUAAUUAACACCUUGAUAUCUGCUCACAUGCAAAUUUCACUCGAAAGGGUUACAUAACUACAUAUAACCUCCUGAUUGAUCUGUUGACUGCCUGCCCAUUGUUGGCAAUGUAGUGACUGUGAAUGGCAAUAGAAAGACUUCACAUCCA